AGGAGAGGGUGACCCUCUGGCAGGAGCAAAGGUGCCAUGGUGGCGGGGUCCCAAGGCUGCCGCCCGCUCGUCCUGGGCCUGCUGCUGUAUGCGCUCGGUCCCGCUGUGUCCCAGGCUGGGAAGGUGCUGUUCGUCCCCGUGGAUGGCAGCCACUGGCUGAGCACUCUUGGGGUCAUCCAGCAGCUGCAGCGGAGGGGACAUGAAAUAGUAGUCCUAGCUCCUGAGGCCUCGACGCACAUCAAAGAAGGAGAAUUUUACACCAUGAAGAGGUACCCUGUCCCAUUCCAAAGGGAGGACUUGGAUGCAGCUUUUAUUGAUCUUGGGCAUUACGUUUUUGAGAACGGUUCUUUCCUACAGCGUCUGGUCGAAACGUACAAGAGAGUAAAAGCUAACUCUGCUCUGCUUUUGUCUGGCUGUUCCCACCUACUGCACAACGAGGAGCUCAUGGCCUCCCUGGCAGAAAGCAGCUUCGAUGUCAUGUUGACAGACCCUUUCCUUCCCUGUGGGCCCAUCGUGGCCCAGUACCUGGCUCUGCCUACUGUAUACUUCAUGAAUGCACUGCCGUGCAACCUGGACUUUGAGGCUACCCAGUGCCCCAACCCAUUGUCCUACGUGCCCAAGCCCCUGUCCUAUAACUCAGACCGCAUGACCUUCCUGCAGCGGGUGAAGAACAUGCUCAUUGCCCUGACGGACAACUUUCUGUGCAGUGUGGUUUAUUCUCCAUAUGCGGUACUUGCCUCGGAAUUCCUUCAGAGAGACGUGACUGUCCAGGACCUUCUGAGCUCUGCAUCUGUCUGGCUGUUGAGAAAUGACUUUGUGAAUAAUUACCCCAGGCCCAUCAUGCCCAAUAUGGUUUUUAUUGGUGGGAUCAACUGCCUUCAGAAAAAACCACUAUCCCAGGAAUUUGAAGCUUACGUAAAUGCUUCCGGAGAACAUGGAAUUGUGGUUUUCUCUUUGGGAUCAAUGGUCUCAGAUAUUCCAGAGAAGAAAGCUAUGGACAUUGCUGAUGCUUUGGGCAAAAUACCCCAGACAGUCCUGUGGCGGUACACUGGAACUCGACCAUCGAAUCUUGCAAACAAUACAAUACUUGUCAAGUGGUUACCCCAAAAUGAUCUGCUUGGUCACCCGAAGACUCGUGCCUUUAUCACCCAUUCUGGCUCCCACGGUAUUUAUGAAGGAAUAUGCAAUGGUGUGCCCAUGGUGAUGAUGCCCUUGUUUGGCGAUCAGAUGGACAAUGCGAAGCGCAUGGAGACUAGGGGAGCUGGAGUGACCCUAAAUGUUCUUGAAAUGACUUCUGCAGAUUUAGAAAAUGCCCUAAAGACAGUCAUCAAUGACAAAAGCUACAAGGAGAACAUCAUGCGCCUCUCCAGCCUCCACAAGGACCGCCCCGUCGAGCCGCUGGACCUGGCCGUGUUCUGGGUGGAGUUCGUGAUGAGGCACAAGGGGGCGCCACACCUGCGCCCCGCAGCCCACGACCUCACCUGGUACCAGUACCACUCCUUGGACGUGAUAGGCUUCCUCCUGGCGGUGGUGCUGGCCGUGACCUUUGUCACCUUUAAAUGUUGUGCCUAUGGUUUCCGGAAGUGCUUUGGGAGAAAAGGGCACGUUAAGAAAGCCCACAAAUCCAAGGUGCAUUGAGAUGUGGGUGGGAAAAAAGGUGAAAUUUCGAUCCAUUCCCUGGUCAAUUCCAAACUUGAAAACAGAAUCAGUGUUAAAUUCAUUUUAUUAAGGAAAUCCUUUGCAUAAAUUAGUCACUGCCAGAGUGGUUUUGAAAUCUAAUUGCUAGUCAGCAAAGAUGUUUGAAUAGGUAUCCCACCCCCUGGGUGUC
Messenger RNA from Propithecus coquereli (Coquerel's sifaka), 1828 nucleotides. Its product is annotated as UDP-glucuronosyltransferase 1-1. The transcript has 5 exons. Gene Ontology annotation, molecular function: UDP-glycosyltransferase activity. The record is from RefSeq and is a predicted model, not a curated record. The coding region runs from base 37 to 1638 and encodes 533 amino acids. Lineage: Eukaryota; Metazoa; Chordata; Mammalia; Primates; Indriidae.